Messenger RNA from Exophiala xenobiotica, 842 nucleotides. RefSeq lists its product as uncharacterized. The record is from RefSeq and is a predicted model, not a curated record. The transcript has a single exon. Lineage: Eukaryota; Fungi; Ascomycota; Eurotiomycetes; Chaetothyriales; Herpotrichiellaceae. Bases 66 to 842 code for a protein of 258 amino acids.
CUCGCGCGAGCAUAACGUAAACUUGUCCAGCCCUCAUUCUACGCCCGCGACAGGAACGAACUCGCAUGAAGAGCACCGCAGAAGAUUAUCAUCCAAAUAUGGUCCGUCGACUCCGCCUAGGUGUCAUCGUUCCCUCAUCCAACACGGCCCUGGAACCUCUCACCUCCGCAAUCAUAUCGUCCAUCAACGACCCGGACCUUGAUAUCAGCGUCCAUUACUCCAGAUUCCGUGUAACCACAAUCGAUGUCUCACCCGAAGCUAAUGCUCAAUUCCUCCUCGAACCCAUGCUCACAGCAGCCCAACUCCUCGCUGACGCCGGGGUCCAUGUCAUCGGCUGGAGCGGCACGUCCUCUGGCUGGCUAGGUUUCAAGAAGGACGAGAUCCUCUGCAGUGUCAUCCAGGACGCCACGGGCAUCCCGGCGACGAGUUCGAUUUUGGCAUUGAAUGAAUUGCUCGGGAAAACCAACCCCCAGAAAAUGGGCCUGGUCACGCCAUAUGUCAAAGCGGUCAACGAUGCGAUACGGAAAAAUCACGCUUCCAUUGGUGUCGAGAUCACGGACGACAGGGAGCGGUACCUGGGAAUGACCAGGAAUACGGACUUCGGAGACGUAACGGAGGCACAGCUCGAUGAAAUGGUGACUCAAGUUGCAGGUCAAGGCGCUGAUGUCGUUGCUAUUUAUUGCACGAAUCUCCGGGGUGCACGGAGAGCAUCUGUUUGGGAGAAAGAACAUGACAUUGUAGUACUGGACAGUGUUGCGACGACUGUUUGGGGAAUGCUGCGGACGGUGGGUGCACAGCCUUCAUGUGUGGAAGGAUGGGGUUCAAUAUUCACCAUUAAAUAA